AUGCCCAGCGAAUUGAGUCUCAGAGAUGAUUACGUGCCAACUUCUGAUGCAUCGAUAGUUUUCAAACAGCUGAUGAAGCUGCCGAUAACCAUAUUAUACGAUCUCACGCUAUCAUGGUUUGCCAAAUUCGGUGGGUCAUUUGAUGGCGACAUAAAUUUAUUAGCAGAGACGUUGGAUUUGUUGAUCGAGAAGGGUGUGAAGCGUAAGGUCAUAGUAAAUAGGAUAUUAUACGUGUACUGGCCCGAUGGUCUCAAUAUUUUCCAACUAGCGGAAGUAGAUUGCCAUUUAAUGAUAAGUAAGCCGGAUAAGUACAAAUGGAUAUCAUCAAAAGCUUUUCAAGGUAACGGAAAACCUUACGCGAUACAACUUCAGCCCGCAAAGUUUAUGGAGAAUUUACAAACAGAUCUUGCUAAAAUUUAUCAUUGCCACGUCUAUAUGUUCAAACACCCCUCACUACCGGCGUUAAUUACCAGAAUACAGUUAUUUGAUAAUAAUAAUCUAUUUUUGAAUACCUCUAAUAUGGAAAGUAUAAAUAAGGAAUCUCUUUACAGCAAGUUGGACAGAUCGCAAGGCAAAACACUAAUCUCGAGGAGACCAUAUUAUGUUGCAUUUCCGCUGAACUCUCCUGCAAUUUUCCAUUCAGUCGAUAGAGAUAUAUAUGCUAGGCUGAUAUUGCAAAGUAUUAGUCGAACCAUAUCAGAAAGAGAAACAAUCAUCUUCAAACUAAUACAAAAAAUACCGAUGAAAUCAGUACACAAUAUGAUUACUUCAAUCGGCCCUUCAAGAUUCGCGGAGUCUAUAGGUCCGUGGAAGUGCUAUGCUGAUGCCAAUUUUGAACACUCACCACUGCACAAUUAUGAAAGGCACCAAGGACUUACAGGUAAAAAGGUACUGAUACGAGAAUUUGAUGAUUCGUUUUUGAAUGGCGAUGAAAAACUUUACCGAAAAGAAGAACCUGAGGUAAGGCGACUUAGAUUGGAGAAAAACAUGACCAAAUUCAAAGGCUCGCCAAAGGGUAUAAUACACGAGAAAUAUAAUACUUUGAAAGAAUUCAAUGAACGUGUCCACAAUAUUAGGAAUGGGGGAAAGGAAGUAGGUUCUGAUGAAGUAGUGUAUAUUUCCAGAUAUAGUUCCUUGGUUCCCAUCGAGAAAGUAAAUUUCACUUUGAAGAAGGAAACAAAUAAUAAACUGAUUACCGUAAAAUUCAAAUUUAGUGGGAAUGAUGUUUUUGGUGGACUACAUGAGCUCUGUGAUAGAAAUUUAAUAAAUGUUGAUAAAAUGCCUGGCUGGCUGGCUGGCGAAAACGGGUCAUUUUCAGGAACUAUUGCAAAUGGAGAAUUUUUACGGGAGCAGGUUGCUAAAGGUGGUUUAUUGUAG
This is a messenger RNA of Saccharomyces kudriavzevii IFO 1802, 1377 nucleotides long. It is a transcript of the gene CHL4, whose product is annotated as Chl4p. The coding region runs from base 1 to 1377 and encodes 458 amino acids. Gene Ontology annotation, biological process: chromosome segregation; CENP-A containing chromatin assembly. The transcript has a single exon. NCBI's taxonomy places the organism in Eukaryota, Fungi, Ascomycota, Saccharomycetes, Saccharomycetales, Saccharomycetaceae. The record is from RefSeq and is a predicted model, not a curated record.